AAACUGACGAGGGAGAUAUAAAUAUACAACAGAUUAAUUGAACUUUUAUUUUUAAAUAGAAAAAUCCCUUAGCUGAGCUCUCUCCAGUUUAUCAUUUUGUGUUUUUGGUUAUUGUUCGGAUUUGAAUGUUAAUUGUAAUGUAGUUAAAAGGUGAAGAGAUUUACCGGCGGUUGAUUUGUGUUUUUAUAUGUAUAGAUUUUAUGUUUGUGUGAUUUAUUUAGAGAUUUGAUGGAACAAAGUCAGAGUGAAGCGAUUUCCGAUUUUGCGCCAAAGAAAUUGGCGCGACAGUUAGAUUUUACGGCGGUUUGUAGAGCGUCAGUGAAUGUAGCUUUGUCGGAGCACUCCUCAAGAUUGCAGCAGCAGCAGCCUCCACCACUACCGCCUCCGCCACCACCGCCGAUGUCACAGCCACAGUUACAUUUGAAGUUACAACAGCAGCCGCAGCCUGUACUGCAAUUAAAGCUAGAAACGCCGCCAAAGCAGCAGCCCCAGGCAACGCAAGCACGGCCGCAGCAUGUGAUGGUGCCGCCGGCGAUGCGACGGAUACCUCAUCCGGUACAAAAACUUUCUUUGCAUACACUGCAGCUGAUCAAACAACAGUCUCCUAGUUCGAGACCAAGAAAUAAUAUUGAAGCAAAAGAUAAUAGUGGUACUCCUAAGAAAGCAAAGCAUUGUAAUUGCAAGAAUUCUCGGUGCUUGAAGUUGUAUUGUGAGUGCUUUGCCGCUGGAGUUCAUUGUACUGGUUGCAACUGCACAAAUUGUCAUAACAAUGUUGAAAAUGAGGCUUCCAGGCAAGAGGCUGUUGGGGCAGUCUUAGAGCGCAAUCCAGAAGCUUUUAAACCUAAGAUUGCUAGCAGCCCACAUGGAUCUAGGGAUGCUAAGGAAGAUGCAAUGGAAGUUCAGUUAGUUGGCAAACACAAUAAAGGAUGUCACUGCAAGAAAUCAGGGUGCCUUAAGAAGUAUUGCGAGUGCUUCCAAGCCAAUAUCUUGUGUUCUGAAAACUGCAAGUGCAUGGACUGUAAGAAUUUUGAAGGGAGUGAAGAAAGGAGAGCUUUAUUUCAUGAUAAUCAUAAUGGCAUAGUUUACAUGCAACAAGCAGCAAAUGCAGCCAUUUGUGGGGCUAUUGGGUCAUCCGGCUAUGGGACCCCUUUGACAUCCAAUAAAAGAAAAAGUGAGGAACUGUUUGGCAGUACAAACAGAGAUCAAUUGGGCCGUCGUGUUGCAAAAACCCAACAGGAAAAUCAUCAAAGGAAUCCUGCAGCUUCUGCUUCUCCCUUGUCUGUCCCUGUUCCUCAUAAUGCAACUGCUUUAGGAUCUUCAAAAUUCACAUACAAAUCUCCAUUGGCAGGUAUACUUCAACCUCAAGACGUGAAAAAAAUGUGCUCACUCCUGGUUGUACUUUCGCAAGAAGCUAGAAAGGCAUAUGCAGGAAAAAUGGAUAUGCAACCUGGGGGAGAUGAUAAUCGCAAACUUGAAUCUUCUUCUUCGUCAUCCAUACGCGAAAGGGAAGAUGGUCUUAUGGGUAACAAUGUCCAUAAAACUGUACCCAAUGAUCAUGUAAAUGGGAACACAGCAGAAAAGGAUAGUAGUGAUUCUGGAAAGGAUGGAGGUGGUCUGGAAAAUGGAAGACCGCUGUCACCAGAAAUUGAUUUAAUGUGCCAUGAGCAAGAGAUGGUUUUUAGGGAAGGUGAGUCAGCAACUGGGAUGGCAGGGCUUAGUCAAAACGAAAUUCAAAAAUCAUCUAGUGCACAGGAGUGCUCAGAGGCUUAUGCAGAACAAGAGAAGCUCAUUUUGACUGGGUUCCGGGAUUUCCUUAACAGGCUUAUCACUUGUGGGAGCAUAAAAGAAACCACGUGUUCUCCAUUAGCGAGGAGUAAAACAGGAAGCCAUCAAGAACCUGCAGAUGGAGAGAUGAUUAAAGCUGGAAUUGAGACGCUAAAUGACAAGAAUGCUUACGCUAGUGGCAUUGUGAAAUCUCCUGUUCUAGCAACUUCUGCUUCAAAUGUUGAUCUACCAAUAAAGGCUUUAUUACCCAUUGGAAAUGGAGAGGUUAAUCCAGAGAAUAAGAUCUAAAUUAUGGAGAAAAUAGUUCAAAAUAAACUGAUGUGCCAACGCAACAUAGUCAAGAUUUUCUGCAGAUCUCGAUUCAGUCAGAAGUCUGAUCAUUCGGAAUGUUCCGCUUGCGGAAUUACUCGCUACAGAAAUGAUAUUUCAAGAUUGUUUCAUGCUAGCUGAGCAUGUAUACGGUGUAGUCAUAUUUUAUUAAGACUGUAAAUGCCUGUAAAUGUCUAAGCAGUUUUGUUUAAGUAGAUGGAACAUUUUACAUAUCCCACUUUGGCUAAUUGAAACAUAGCUCAAUCAUCUUCUUUAACCUAAAGUUUGAUCAAUUAAUAAACAGAUAUCUGACGGAAAAGACGUUCUUGUUAA
Molecule: messenger RNA, 2427 nt
Organism: Ricinus communis (castor bean)
Lineage: Eukaryota; Viridiplantae; Streptophyta; Magnoliopsida; Malpighiales; Euphorbiaceae
Product: protein tesmin/TSO1-like CXC 7
Exons: 8
Coding region: 229-2073 (614 amino acids)
Biological process (GO): regulation of DNA-templated transcription
Cellular component (GO): nucleus
Source: RefSeq, a predicted model, not a curated record